Oryza sativa Japonica Group (Japanese rice) is the source of this 1661-nucleotide messenger RNA. RefSeq names its product NAC domain-containing protein 26. The record is from RefSeq and is a predicted model, not a curated record. NCBI's taxonomy places the organism in Eukaryota, Viridiplantae, Streptophyta, Magnoliopsida, Poales, Poaceae. Gene Ontology annotation, molecular function: DNA binding. Gene Ontology annotation, biological process: regulation of DNA-templated transcription.
CCAACCCUCCGGCCUACAUCUUCCUGCAUUCAUCACAACACCAUCCAUCCAUCUUAAUUCGCUUCUACAUUGGGGCGCUUGUUAAUUUACAUGCGAGCUUGUUGAGGUUGAAGCGAUCGAGAUCAUCGUUGAGAGCUGUAGUACGUGGUGAGCAUGGGAGAGCAGCAGCAGCAGGUGGAGCGGCAGCCUGACCUGCCUCCGGGCUUUAGGUUUCACCCAACGGACGAGGAGAUCAUCACCUUUUACCUUGCACCCAAGGUUGUGGACAGCAGGGGCUUUUGCGUGGCUGCCAUUGGAGAGGUGGAUCUCAACAAGUGCGAGCCAUGGGACUUGCCAGGGAAGGCGAAGAUGAACGGGGAGAAGGAGUGGUAUUUCUACUGCCAGAAGGAUCGGAAGUAUCCGACGGGGAUGAGGACGAACAGGGCGACGGAGGCGGGAUACUGGAAGGCGACGGGGAAGGACAAGGAGAUCUUCCGCAACCACCACAUGCUCAUCGGCAUGAAGAAGACGCUCGUCUUCUACAAGGGCAGGGCUCCCAAGGGCGACAAGACCAACUGGGUCAUGCACGAGUACAGGCUCGCCGACGCCUCUCCGCCACAGCCGCCGCCGCCGCCAUCCUCCGCAGAGCCCCCGAGGCAGGACGACUGGGCCGUGUGCAGGAUCUUCCACAAGAGCUCCGGCAUCAAGAAGCCGGUGCAGGUGCCCAUGCAGAUGCCGAUGCAGAUGCAGAUGCCGGUUGCUCAUCAGGUGCCCGCCGCCAACUACCAGCAGCAGAUGGCCAUGGCCUCCGCCAGCAUCAUCCAAGUCCCCAUGCAGAUGCAGAUGCCCUCCAUGUCUGACCAGCUGCAGAUGUUGGACGACUUCUCCACCGGUUCACUCAUGGCGCCGCCUCCGCCUCCGCCUUCCUACUCCACUCUACCUGGCUUCCCGCUUCAGAUCAACGGCGGCGCCCAGCAGUUUGUUGGGAACCCGUCGAUGUACUACCAGCAGCAGCAGCAGCAGCAGCAGCAGCAGAUGGACAUGGCCGCCGGAGGCUUCGUGGUGAGCGAGCCGUCGUCGCUGGUGGUGUCGCCGCAGGAUGCUGCCGACCAGAACAACGCCGCCGACAUCUCGUCGGUGGCAUGCAACAUGGACGCUACCAUCUGGAAGUACUGAUACAUACAUACAUACAUACAUACAUACAUAGAUACAUACAUGCAUGCGCCGAUGCGCGAGUGUGAUGACAGAGGGUGGUGGGUUAAUUAGCUAUACUCCAUUUUUAUGCAUAUGCAUCAUGGCUUUUGCAUUGCCUUUGGCUUCUUGUGUGAUCGAUGUGAGUGAGAUUUGCUGAGAGAUUAUUAGUUAUUAUAGAUUGGCUAGCUAUAUUAUCAUAUACUGUAUGUACUAAUAAUAUGUGUGUACCAGCAAUAUGUAUGUGUGUGAGCGUGCAGCCGUGCACCGUAUAGCAAGGUAUAGUUACAGGUAUAUACAUACAAGAUAUAUAUAGGUAUACAUGCAUGCGUGAUAGAUAAAUGUGUGUACUGCAUGUAUUUGUGCGUGAGCCCAGCUUGAUUGUGUUGUACAUAGCUAGCAGUGCAUGCCUUCUAUCCCUCCGUACGGAUUGAAUUAUGUGAAUUAAUUAUUUUGUUUAAUUAUAACAUGCAUGGUGUAUGGUGUACUUA